This is a messenger RNA of Thelazia callipaeda (thelaziosis nematode), 1356 nucleotides long. The record is from the annotation of a GenBank genome assembly. NCBI's taxonomy places the organism in Eukaryota, Metazoa, Nematoda, Chromadorea, Rhabditida, Thelaziidae.
AUGCUAUUACCCAUCAUCCUACAUAAUUUUCAUCACACAAGCGUCUGCGCAGAAGUUUGUUCAGUAGAGCCAGUAAUAAUCCGAGCAAAGUCAAACGCUAAACCUGUUUAUUUCCACACACUGGGAUACGAAACCGGUCAAUACGCAAAUAAUAUGCACUGCAGCUGGAUUUUGAUGGGUAGCAAUAACCGCAAACGUAUUGUGCUAACAGUUCAUGAUUCCAGCAUUGAUGAUGCGUUUUUCGCUUUCUUGAUAACAGGUGAUUCAUCGAAAUCCCCAGAACUGGUACGCUGGUGCGGUAAUAAUCAUCCAGAUACGAUAAUCAGCACAACUGAUUCCCUUUAUGUGCAAUUUCACAGCGACGAAAUGUUUCAAGAGAGAGGAUUUAACAUGUCGUUUAUAGAAUUCGGUAUACCAAGCUGUCCACCAAACUGGUUCUCCAGUUCCUUGGGCUAUUGCUAUAUAUUGAAGAAAUCAAUCUAUGGAUUGACAUGGUCAGAAGCUCAAAAAAGAUGUGGUCUGAAACGCAGCAAUCUCUUAACAUUUAUAAUUUAUGCUGAAAACAAAACAAUUCCAUGGAUUGGCUAUCUUCUUGACAAAGAAGGAAGACUGACAGCUGUAGAUUCAAGCUCUGAACCAUGGCCAGAAGAUCUAUCAAAACUUGCGAGAAAUGGAGGAGAACAAGGCUGUGCAUACACCGAUUGGAAUUAUGAGAGAAUCUUAAAUGUGGAUGACUGUAGAAAUCAACAUGAAUUCAUCUGCAAACGUCGCCAAGACGGUAAUACUGUACCAUAUUCUCCUUUGGAAGAUGUGAAGGUAAAUGAUAUUGCUAAUUCACCUGCGAAUUUUACUAUUUGGUUAUUUCUACUCUUACUUCUUUUUCUACUCCUCAUUUUAUUGUAUCUUUGCUACCGGAAAUACAAGAAACAACAUGGGUUAUCACGCAUUAGCACUUCCGAUGCAAACCAACGUCUGGUUGGAGGGCCUGACGUAUCACAAACAACCAUAACUCAUGUUGCUCCAGAGUUCCGUAAUAUUCACGUCCAGGAAAACAAUGUUAGCCGGAACGACGAAAAAGCUGGGAACAAUAUAAAUUUAGAAUCAACUGAACAAAAUAAAAGAGAGGCAGCACUGAGUGCUUGUCACGAAGUCGAAGAUCAUUUAUCUGCGAUAAGUGAUGCUAAACAAAACAUUGGUGGGCGCGAAAUUACACCAGUCAGCACUACUAGGGAAGAAACUCUGCUUAGAAUAAGGCGCAGUGAACUUUUUGAGCGUCCGCGUGUGUCUGUUCUGGAUCAUACAUCUGCGAUAAGCCUCGACGAAUUCUGGAAUAAAAAUGAAGCAUCAUUAAAGUGA